GCAGCUGAAUUGGAGCCAGUCUCACAGAGAUCUGAUGAUGAUGAUUCAAGAAAUGAAAAGGUGUUUGCCUGAAGAGAAAAGGAGUUCCAGCAAGCCUAGUACCAUCAGUGCUCUCAACUAUGCCUUGCAGUGUGUCCAACAGGUCCAAGCAAACAAUGACUUUUUCCAGGCUCUGAAUGACCGAAGAGUGUUUCAGACAGAUGUGAUGACAUACAGCAUAGAAGAGUUGGUGGCAGCUGCAUCUGAACACACUCCAAAAAACACUGACACAUUUGUGGCUGUGUUUUCCUUGCUUUCUGGACGCAUAGUGCAUAUUUCUGAGCAGGCAGCAUCCAUUCUAAACUGUAAGAAGAAAGUGUUGGACUCCUCCCGGUUUGUAGAGCUGCUUGUCCCUCAGGAUGUGAGUGUGUUCUACACACACACCGAUCAGUCCCACCUGCCACUUUGGAACAUGGAAAGUCAAACAGCUUCUCUGUAUGAAUAUGCCCAGGUGAAAUCCUUUUUCUGCAGGAUCAGGGGUGGUAAAGAUCAAGAACAAGAAACACGUUGUUACCCCUUCCGAAUCACCCCGUACUUGGUCCACGUGUGUACUUCUGUCCACGUGGAUGCAGAAGCCUGCUGCUUAGCUUUGGCUGAGAAAAUUCACUCUGGAUAUGAAGCUCCUCGAAUUCCUAUGGAUAAAAGAAUCUUCACCACCACUCACACCCCUGGAUGUGUUUUUCUUGACAUAGAUGACAGAGCAGUGCCUUUGUUGGGUUACUUACCUCAAGAUUUAAUCGGAACAUCCAUACUGAUGUAUUUGCACCCAGAAGAUCGUCCUUUGAUGAUUGCUAUUCACCGGAAAAUCCUGAAAUUUGCUGGCCAACCUCCUUUUGAACAUUUACCUAUUAGAUUUUGUACUCAGAAUGGGGACUAUGUCAUACUGGAUACCAGCUGGUCCAGUUUUGUGAAUCCUUGGAGCAGGAAAGUAGUGUUCAUCAUUGGCCGACACAAAGUCCGGACAAGCCCUCUGAAUGAAGAUGUCUUUGCUGCAAGAAGUAAAGAAAUGAGCAGUGUUGAGAAAGAGAUAAGAGAAUUGCAAGGACAAAUUUACAAGCUGCUUCUGCAGCCAGUUCACAGCAAUGUUUCCAGUGGUUAUGGAAGCCUUGGAAGCAAUGGCUCUUACGAGCACUAUAUCAGCAUAGCAUCUUCAAGUGACUCCAAUGGGAAUUGUGCAGAGGAAGUACAGGAACCAAUGACAUUGCAACAAGUUUGUGCAGAUGUCAACCGAAUAAAGAAUCUGGGACAGCAGCUGUAUAUUGCGUCAAGGAGCAAGCCACAGAAUGGAAAUGAACAGGCUGUGAGUUCAGAAAUGCUAGGAGGGAAGAGGCACACUGCUUCCUGUUUUCUUCAGACAUUGAGAAGUGAUAGCACAGAAGAACCAGGCAACACAUUUUAUGAUGAUUCGAAGAAGACUCCGCGUGUUCCUUCCUAUCAGCAGAUCAAUUGUGUUGAUAGUAUCAUCAGGUAUCUAGAGAGCUGCAGUAUUCCAGCAUUGAAAAGGAAAUGUAAAUCUUCUGCAAAUACAUCAUCGUCAUCUUCAGAAGAUGACAAGCAAGUCCAGCAAAGUCAGCAGGAAGUCGAGGCAUUGGAAGAUACUGCUAUGCUUUCAGCAGUUAAUUCCCCAACUCCAAUAUCUGCUGAUCGGGAAGAGACGCUGAAAGACCAGACAACUGCAGGCAUGGUGGGAGCUCCUCUGGCAGGCCUGACCCUGUCCAACAAGGCUCCAAGUGUGGUGUCUGUCACCAGUCAGUGCAGUUACAGCAGCACUAUAGUGCAUGUCCCACACCCUGAAUCAGAAGUGACUACAAUGGAGGAUGCGACUGUUGGAAGUGAACAAAUUGAGCUGCCUCCUGUGAAUGCUCAGAGUCUCACUAUGGUGUCUGAGGACUUAAAGCCAGUUGGGCUAACAAAAGACUUGUCGGCCCACACUCAAAAGGAGGAGCAGAACUAUGUUGACAAGUUCCGCCAGAGGAUCUUGCUCUCUCCAUUUAGGACUUACUUUCAACAGAGGAGCAGAAGUAACAACGGACAUUGCUGUGGCCAAGGAGAUUCCCCUUCAAAGCAGAUGAGCCCAGCUAGCUGUAAAAAAGGCAAACAUGGAAAAUUCAAGCGCCAGAAGCCUCAGAGACAGUCGUCAGACAGCCGCUCUUCUAGUAAAAAUAGAAAUAGUCUUCCAUGUGAGAAGAGAACAAUUCAGAAACAUUCAUUCUCUCCCUCAGAAGUAUCCUCUCUGAGCUCCUCCAGUAUGAAUGUCCUUCCUCCUAUGGGAUUUCCUGUCUGUUCGGAUCCACUAUCUAGUUUUCCAGCCUCUUCUGUAGCAGAGGAGCUUCCCCUUCACCCGUUAAAACCGGAGUCCGUGUCAUCGUCGCAACUGUGCUGUGAAGCACAGUCAUGUCCAGCGCUUUAUCCCCCAAACAUAGGCACGUUUAUGGCUGUAUUUUUUCAGGGUUUCCCCAUGUAUGCUCCGAUGCCUCAAUAUGUCUUUCUUCCUAGCCCUCAGUACGUUUAUCCCCCCUCUUCAUAUCCAUGCACUACACUACCUCCAGCCCCCCCUCCUUCUGCUCCAUCACCAAUAGCACCGCGCUCUGUGGAUCAGGCCUUUCCAGCCUCUUCUGCCACAUCCAUGGAGGACCAGCAAGAGGGCCAGCGUGACCAGGCCCUACUGCUGAGUAGCUCACGGAGCAGCUCCCCACUUCAGCUGAACUUGCUUCAAGAAGAGCUGCCAAAACCUAUGGAGCUUUCCAUUAGUACUGGUGUUAAAGCACAUGCAGAAGCUAAACGUGACAACGAUCCAGAAGAUAGUGGUAACAGUGCUAGCCACUGUGCUUCUAGUGAAUUUACUGACCGCUCGCUGUACGAGGACUCCCGGUCGGGUACAGGUUCAGCAGCAUCAGGCAGGGGAUCAGCUUUAUCUGGUUCUUUAGGCUCUGGCUCCAGUGAGACUUCUGGUUGUGGCACAGGUAGUGGGAAAAGCAGCAAGUAUUUUGCCAGUAAUGAUUCUUCUGAAGCUUCCAAAGAAGAGAAGAAUCAGGAAGCAGAAGAAAAAGGGACAGCUCAUAAAUCCAAACAUGAGUCAGCCUGGGUGAUGAUGGAUCACACACCUGAGCGAGUUCUAAUGACUUACCAAAUGCCAAACAGAAUUAGAGAGGAAGUUUUAAAGGAGGAUCUGGAGAAGCUGACGGUCAUGCGGAAGCAGCAGCCUUGGUUUACGGAUGGGCAAAAGAAGGAGCUUGCAGAGGUGCAUACGUGGAUCCGGACCCAGACUGUCCCACUGCAAAUCAGCACCCAAGGCUGUGUUACAUGUGACAUGAGGGAAGCGAGCUGUGAGGCUGCAAUGGCUGAUGACAAUAUGGAAGACAAGGGAAAAUCGCCUCCGCUCCUGCAACACUGAAGACAUCAGCACUUGUGUCAGUAAAACUGCUUGGUGUAAUUCCCAUGCUCUUUUCCUCUGGCUUUGCUACAUACUAGCGGUGAAUCUGUCUGACUGUCUCUUCCCAACAUGAGCAGUCGCACAUGUGAAACUAAAUCUUCCUCCAUUACCCCUCCACUCCUGGCAUGACUUUGGAGACAGUCUUUCACUGGGAGGCUGUUUCCCAUCCUGACCUCACAGACUUGAUGCAGAAUGGGUUAUGUUUCUAACUUUUGAUUGCUCAAUGAUGAGCAAAAUACAAAGGUUUUUUGGUUUUGGGGUUGCUUGGUUGGUUUGUUUGAACUUGACAAGUAAGAGUCUGAAAAGAUGCAGUGGUUAAGAACCUACAGCGAUGAACGUAACAGAUCGAGCAUGUUUACUCUCUAAGUAAGGUAGAUGCAUUGCAACCAAGCUACAACAGAGUGCUCUUCAUUUUUGUUUGUUCAAUAUUUAAAGGUCUAGACUGAAGAUCCUAAUACUCUCAGGCUCUAAAAUCACUGUAGCUGGUUCAAGAAUCCAGUGGGCUUUUUAACGAGCAGCUGAAAACCGGCCAAGUUAUUCUGCAUCCAAACGCCUUUCGCCAGCUUGUGCCCAUCAAAAAAAUAAACUGAAGUGAAAAGAAGGAAAGCUAUUUCCUACGUUUAUCAUGAUGAGUGUUUUGGAACCAAGUUGUUUUAUAGCUUUUGCUUUUAAAGCUGUGUUUCUCAAGAUAGGUGUUUAAAAUUAAAUGAGAGUAACUGGUUUGCAAAUCCACUAAAGAUUAAAUUAUAAAUAGCAAUCAAAAAAAAUAGAAGUAACAAUUCGGGCGUUAUUUCCUUAUACAGGAUCUGCUUUUUAAUACAAGACACAUGGAAAACCUUCUCUAUCAAGGCACUAUAGCCUAGUUACCAAUUCAAGUAGCUGCAUGCAAUCUUUUAUGUUGCUGGCGCUCUGGAAGGCAGAUUUGUAUCUUAAUUUUUUUUGUUGUUGUAUUAGAGUAGUUAGAUGAGUUGAAUCCAGACAUAGCGAAUAGGAAAUUUUAAGCCGUUUCCCUGGGGUUUUUUUGUUGUGGUGAUGCCAAAACCAAAAAGAGAUUAAGCUUCAUUUCUUCUGCUUUCUUGAAAAGUCACAUGUUGUGGAGCCAAACUUGAACAUCAAACCACAUAUUCAUUAUUUCUUGUCACUGUUGACUUCCUGUACAAGUUUUAACCUCUUUCUUUAUAAUGGAGUCUCUGGCUGUUGAAAUCCAUGGAUGAAAAAUGAGUUUGUGUAUAGUGUGAGUUGUUCAGAAAGUGGUAACCACUUUCUCUUUCAGUAUGUAAAAGGACUUGUUCUCAUGUUAAUACUUCUAGCGUAAAGCUGAAUGUCUCAAAGUGCUCUUCAAGCAGGACACGCUUCACUAAAACCUAGCAAAUUUUGUCUGAUUUCCCUUUGUUUAUCAAAAGCUGGAUGUAAUCAGAUUUGCCUUGUGGUGUUGUCGAUCACCUUAGCCUUCUCAACAAAGAGUUUUAGAAUGUAACACAUUAUUCACCCUUUUGUUCUGUGUAGCUCUUCCUUUUCUGCUAUGUGAAGGAUUUUUGCUUUUUCAGUUUCAUUUGCUAGUAAGCUCCAAGUUGUUGAGUAAGUUAAAAAUACUGUGAUCUGCACAUCAUUGAAGGAAAACUGUAUUUAUCUAAAGGUUUUUGUCACUUUUUAAAAUCAAUUCAGUGACAAUCUUUGUCAUUAAAGCUCAUUUCAAGGAAAGUUAUUUUUACAGAAUUUUAAGUUUUCAAGGCUAAUUUGACUCAGGCAGUGUUCUUCUGAUUUUUUUACAGUAUGCUUGCCUGCUCUGUUUAUACCUAUUGCUUUCUAUUUAUUUUUAAGCUGCAUUUCUUUAUUUGUCUUUCAGUUUUUUCAGCUUGAACUUGUUUUUUCUUGUGUUGUAAAUCAGCAGAGGUCCACACAUCCUCAGUACUUUUUGUGUUCGAACUUUAAACGCUUCUUAAAAUAAGAGACUUCGAUAGGUGUUUACAUAUAGCAAGUUAUGUGCUCAAGUAGGAAAAUGUGGGCAAUACCUUAUACCUUUCCUAGUCUUUUUCCAGCACUUUCCAAAUGCGGUAUUCUGCUUUAUAACCACACUGCCUAAAAUAUUUGCUCUAAAACAUACAGUAAGAUGCUUUGUGUAUAGGUUCUUUUCCUAAUUGGGACGCUUCUUAACUAACUUAACUGUCAAAUUAGACUGAUGCGUAGAAUCCAUUCUAGUUAGCUGUGCUUAAAUUAAAAUGACUGCUCUAAUGUAUUUUGAGACUUAGUGAAAUAAAUUAAUUUGAAUACUCCAGGUAAGGACGGCUGUCUCUGUCAAAAUAGUUUAAAAGUGCAAGCCAGAGGGAAGGUUUAGAUAAUCAGCUCUUUUGCUGUACAUUAUUUCCACUGUUUAUUUCCUGAGUAUGAAAAUGAGAUGGUUUGCGAUGUCUUAGCAGGCAUACAUGUCAUCCAUUUUAUAAAACAGUGGGACUUAGUUUAGGAGAAUGGUAAUACGUACCUAACACUUGAAUAAUGCUUUUCAUCCGUAGGUCUGGAAGCAUGUCAAAAAGAUGCCUAUCAUUAUCCCAGUUGUAUAAAAAGAGGCAGAGACACAAAGGACUUGCACAGAUGCAUUACCCCCAGUUCAUACCAAAUCCUGGAGUAUAAUUUGGGGAUCUUCACUCACUGUAUCCUGUGCUGUCUUUGCUACAGGUGGUCAAGAUUCUGACCUGUACGUAGAAACUUGAUCAUAUUACGUGUGUUUCUUGUUUGGAGAUGUUAACCCUUCUUGUACCACCUACCACUAUGAACUUGUGCCCAGUCAGAUCAUAGAGCAACAGAAAUCCUAGACGGUUUUUGUAGUGCUGUGAACACCAUACCCUCUGACCGUAUAUAAUGAAGGUGCAUAUGCCUAGGAGUUUGAAUCCAAAGUUUGUAAUCCUGGCUAAAUCUUAGGUGCAAGAUUCCUUGUCUGGGGCUACACUAGUCCUGGGUUACGGAAAGAAUUAUGGUAUGGGAGAAGAAUAUAAGAGGAAUGAACAGGUGAAUCAGUGCCCUGUGUGACAAUGAAACUAAAUUAUUUGCCCAAAAACGCAAACGGUCUUGGCUGCAAAACCAGGUUUAGGACAAAAAACAGUUUCCUAGGCUACUGUUUACCCCACUAGAACCACAACAUCUUGCAAUCAAAUGCCUUAUCAAGCCUUUUGGGAAGGACCUCGUUUCCAUAAGUUUUCAGGAACUGGUAGUUUUUACUUCAGCUUAUAUUAAUCUUUCAGUCUUCGUAGUUUGCUGGAGUAGUGGAAGUGAGGUCCAGUUCUGAUCUGAAAGACCAAUGGAGUAAAUACUGCAGCCAGAGUUGAACAUGCUGUUUUGUUUAUGUGACUUUGUUUUGCCUGGCAUAAUUAAAAUGUUGCAGACAGUUUAGAGCUGCUUGGAAGGUCACUUUUUUUGGUGAUCAAAGGGAAAACACACAAGUACAGUAAUGAUGCAGUUACUACCCCCUGUGGGGGCAUCAGCAGUUUGGAAACCCUUGGUGGAUUUCACUGGCAAUUUUUUUUGUUGUAUUCCUAAAUAUAGAAUUAUGUUUUUAAAAGAUGAGUUGAUGUGCAAAUAUUUUCAUGGCAUUGCUAUGAACAGGAGGGACCCUAGUGUAUUUUUACAGUGCGAUAAAUAUUCGCUGAAUGAGUAACGUAUUGGUAAGUUUAUCUUCCAGCUGAAUCAAGUUUUGAGUCACAGUCAAAUGAAUUUUUACAUCAGUUGAUAGGAAUAUUUUAUUGAAAUAAUAUUCAGCUGUGGUUGAAUUUACAGUUGGGAUUUUAACUGUACACUUUAAAGGAGCUUCUGUUUUUAUAAAUAAAAUGGAAAAAUAUGC
This is a messenger RNA of Gymnogyps californianus (California condor), 7304 nucleotides long. It is a transcript of the gene PER3, whose product is annotated as period circadian regulator 3. NCBI's taxonomy places the organism in Eukaryota, Metazoa, Chordata, Aves, Accipitriformes, Cathartidae. Gene Ontology annotation, biological process: negative regulation of transcription by RNA polymerase II; entrainment of circadian clock by photoperiod; circadian regulation of gene expression. The record is from RefSeq and is a predicted model, not a curated record. Gene Ontology annotation, molecular function: transcription corepressor binding; transcription cis-regulatory region binding. Gene Ontology annotation, cellular component: nucleus; cytoplasm.